AUGGUCGUCCACGUCCCAACCGCCUCCCUCGAGGGCAAAGUCGCCCUCGUCACCGGUGCCGGCCGCGGUAUCGGACGCGGCUGCGCCAUCGAGCUCGGCAAGCGCGGCGCCUCCGUCGUCGUGAACUACGUCUCGUCCAAAGGCCCCGCCGAGGAAGUCUGCAAGAUCAUCGAGGACUUUGGCAACGGCGCAAAGGCCGUUGCUAUCCAGGCCGACGUGUCCAAGGUCUCAGAGAUCAACCGCUUGUUCGACGAGGCCAAGAAGGCAAUGGGCAAGAUCGACAUUGUGAUGAGCAACUCGGGGACGGAGAGCUGGGACAAGACGGAGGAGAUCACGGAGGAGAAGUACGAUCACGUCUUCAACCUCAAUGCGCGGGCGCAGUUCUUCGUCGGCCAGGCGGCGUAUAAGAACCUCGAGGAUAACGGCCGCAUCAUCCUCAUGUCGUCGAUUGCUGCGGGUCUGCUCGGCGUCAAGGACCAUGCGCUGUACAACGCGUCCAAGAUGGCCGUCAUUGGCUUCAUUAAGAGCUUUGCUACCGACUUCGGCAAGCGCGGUAUCACGGUCAACGGUGUGGCUCCCGGUGGCAUCAAGAGUGAUAUGUUCACCCAGAACGCGUGGCACUACAUUCCCGGCGGCACCCCCGACUGGCCGGCUGAGAAGAUCGAGACCCUAAUGGCGAACCACUGUCCGCUUGGAAGGUGUGCGGUGCCGGAGGAUGUUGCGCGGGUCGUUGCAUUCCUCGCCAGUGAGGACGGUGGCUGGGUAAACGGCCAAGUGCUCACCAUCUCUGGCGGUUCCUCGCAGUAG
Molecule: messenger RNA, 807 nt
Organism: Trematosphaeria pertusa
Lineage: Eukaryota; Fungi; Ascomycota; Dothideomycetes; Pleosporales; Trematosphaeriaceae
Product: NAD(P)-binding protein
Exons: 2
Coding region: 1-807 (268 amino acids)
Molecular function (GO): oxidoreductase activity
Source: RefSeq, a predicted model, not a curated record